Molecule: messenger RNA, 2413 nt
Organism: Homarus americanus (American lobster)
Lineage: Eukaryota; Metazoa; Arthropoda; Malacostraca; Decapoda; Nephropidae
Exons: 4
Coding region: 671-1249 (192 amino acids)
Source: RefSeq, a predicted model, not a curated record
GGCAAAUGAACAAAAAUGAAUAGAGGGACUUAGAUGAGGUAGGUUAGGGAAAGGUAUUUUGAAAAUGUAUGUUUUAUUUCCGUAGACUAUGUAUUAUUAACCGACCAAAGAGGUUUUACUGUACCACAAUCAGUCAAUCAACCAGUAAUGUGUGAAUUUAACAAUGGCCAAUGCUAUCAACCAGUAACUUCUUCAGUCUAGAUAGAGAAGUAAACACCUCUGUCAAUACUGGGGGCUGUUCCUGGAGAUUGAUAACGUCUUAAUUAAAAACAUGUCAACUAAUUGCUUCGUCUUCAAAAAAAAUGCAGACCUUUACGUUAGUCAAGAUUCUACAUCAGAUUUGUACCAUAUUAGGUGAAUGAGGUGUCUAGUACAUCCAGGGCAACCUACAGGUGGAGUUGUAUGUAACAGGUGAAGAGAUAACAGGUGUUCUGAAUCUACUCACACCUGUUACACACACACACACCUGUAUACACUCACAGACACACCUGUACACACACACUCACAGAGCUACUUAGUUUGUAUAUACGCUCUUUGAGUUGUUUUGCCUGUCAUUGAUUAUAAGCAUAAAAACAGUUUCUGUGCUAGUACAGUAUUAAUAGUCCAUUGAAGGUCAAGACAUACUGAGGAAGGUGUUUCUCAGGAUCAGAGGACAAUUAUUGUGGAGGUGAUGAUUGGUACAAAGGAAACAGUAGUGACAGGAACUGUGGUGCUAGUGUUCUUUUGGAGUGGAAUUCUUCACCUUAGUUGCAGGUGGAUCAUCUCUGUCCUUCUAUCACAUUGGGACAUGUUUCCUAAUACAAACUUGGCUCAUCAUGUACAUUUGCUUCAAGAAGCUACGUCACAAAUUGGUGAAAUAGAAUCAAGCUUGGCAAAUGAACGCAGGUUAAUGUCGAACAAUCUCAAGAAGUUGGUUACACUCCUUGAAGACCUUGUUGGUGAGAUAGAUCUUGAACAGGUGACUGACAAGAAGCUGGAGAAAUAUUUUGAUUUUGUCAGCGAAAAGCUCUCUCUCUUAGAUCCUCUGAUGAUAAAAGCUCGUGACUUGAAUGAUGCCUUGAACAACAACUUGGAGACUGAUCUUGCUGAAGUUCUAAGACGUUUUAGUGCUGUUAAGCAAGACUUUUUUAGAAUAUUUUCCCCAAAAUACAUUGAGGGAAGAAACACUGGAGAUAGCAAGUAUAUGGCGGGUGAUGAGAGAGUGUAUGGUGAUCAUAAUAGGAAUUUUCUACAAAGGAAUGAACUUUAAUUUUUAUUUUGACUAUAGUCGUUUUUGUUUUUUUCCAGUUGAUGGUACUGUAUAAGUCCCCACCUCCCCCCUUUGCAGCUCAUUGGCUUAUACAUAAUGUUUGCAUAAUAUUGAUAUACAGUAUUGCAAAUAAAUUCACAUAUAAUUGUAAUUGAUAUCCAGUGUUGGUUCAUUUUAAUGCUGAAUUUAACGUAUGUAAAGCUAUAACUGCUUGAAAACAUUAACUUUCAAGAUGUGAGUGGAUAAAAAAGUUUGAAAUAAAGAAUAUUUACUGUCAAAAUAACAAACAAAGUCAUGCUUUUGGAGAGGGGCUUCUUAUCUUAGUAAAAAAAAAAAUAAACGACUAUAGUGUACAUUAAUAUCAUGUACUGAACUGGGUAAUUUUGAUUCUCAUUAUUUCUGACUAUUUACUAAACCUUUAAAUACUGUGUAUGUAUGUAUUAAAAAAAGUCCUGUUCUGUACUGUAUAUCUUGCGAGACAAAGAGGAUCAAGAGUAAGAAAUGCCAUAAACUUUAUAAUUUUACUUUACAUUAAUCCCCGAGUCCCAAAAUGUGUAUACUGUAUAGUCUAUUCACUUAAAUAUUCCAGUGUACAGUAUCACCAAACUUGUGAAUAAUUUGUUAGUUUACUGAAAGGAAGAGUUGUGGUAUUGCACUAAUUUUCAUGUAAAGGAAAGUUGAUAUGACUACAGAUAAUUGUUUUUCAGCUAAGAAUAUUGGGAAAUGUAUGAGGUGCACAGAACUGAAGUAAGACAAGAGCUGUAAGUGAGAAACAGAGAAAAUGCAGUUAAAGUUGUAGCAAACCUUCAAAUUACCAUAACUUUGGAACCAGUGAAGAUAUUGAAGUGAUUCAAGUGGCCGAUUGUAGCAUUGUUUUGUGGCAUACCAGCGCUUGUCCUACUUGGGUUCUGUUCUCCUCAAGUUGUUUUAAGGGGAUUUACAUUUGGUGGUUUUUUAUUUUAUUAAUUUAUUUAGUAGUCUUCAUAAAUAAGUCACCCUGUUUAGUACACUUGCAGUAUCUCAACUCCCCAUCUUAUCUCUACCACUGAGGUAAGCAUCUGGGUUACUGAUGUAACAAAUGAUUAUUUGUCCCUAUAUUGAAUGUAACAUAUUUUAUGUAACAAAUUACUCUUUUAUUGUCUUUUUAAUUCUUUAUGUUUAUUU